This is a messenger RNA of Thecamonas trahens ATCC 50062, 1533 nucleotides long. Its product is annotated as cryptochrome DASH. The record is from RefSeq and is a predicted model, not a curated record. Gene Ontology annotation, molecular function: DNA photolyase activity; FAD binding; DNA binding. The transcript has a single exon. NCBI's taxonomy places the organism in Eukaryota, Apusomonadida, Apusomonadidae. Bases 1 to 1533 code for a protein of 510 amino acids. Gene Ontology annotation, biological process: photoreactive repair.
AUGGCGGCGGCGAGGGCUACGGCGGGGCGGACGGCGGUCUGCUGGCUCCGCAACGAUCUGCGGGUGGCCGACUCGGCGACGAUGGACCACGUGGCCAACACGUGCUACGAUGCCGCAGUCUUUGUCUACUGCUUUCAUCCCCGGACGUACACAGAGUCAUGGAUGGGCUUGCCGCGGACAAGCGGCCAUCGUGCUAGGUUCCUCCUCGACACGCUCUCCGAUCUCAGGUCCGCGCUCCGUGGUCUCGGCUCGGACCUGGUCGUCCGCCAUGGUCUGCCGGCCGAGGUCAUCGCCGGCCUGGUCGACGAGCUUGCUGCCGAUGUCGUCGUCUAUCACCAGGCGGUAGGCAGUGAGGAAGCCGACGAUGAGGCCGCGCUCGCAGCUGCGCUCCCGGACGCGGUCACCGUCAAGUCGUUCUGGGGCAGAACCCUCCACCAUCGCGACGAUCUGCCGUUUGCCCUCGCCGACCUCCCGCCGACCUUUACUCCCUUCCGCAAGGCGCUCGAGCGGGCCCACUCUGUCCCGCGGGAGAUCAUCCCGCGCCCAACGUCGUUGCCGCCGCUACCGGACGCCGUCGAGCCCGGCAAGCUGCCGAGCCUGACUGAUCUUGGCCUCGAGCGUCCGCCCGCCGACUCGCGCGCUGUCCACGGCUUUCCGGGCGGCGAGAGCGGAGCGUGGGCAAGAAUCGCUGAGUGGAUGUGGGACGGCGACGCGCUGCGGCGGUACAAGGAGACCCGCAAUGGCAUGCUCGGUGGCGAGUACUCGUCCAAGCUCAGCCCCUGGCUCGCUCUCGGCUGUAUCAGCCCACGCCAGGUCGCAUCCGAAGUUCGCCGCUACGAGGCCGAGCGCGUCGCCAACAAGUCGACGUACUGGCUCAUCUUUGAGCUGCUCUUUGCCGACUACUUCACCUUUUACGCCGCCCGCGCCGGUCGAUCGCUCUUUGCCGCCCGCGGGCCCGCCGAUGUGUCCAAUGCGGCGUGGGAUGGCUCAGAUGCGGCCUUUGCCGCCUGGGCCGCCGGCACCACGGGCAUCCCGCUCGUCGACGCCAACAUGCGCGAGCUGCUCGCCACGGGCUACAUGUCCAACCGUGGCCGCCAGAUUGUGGCCUCGGUCCUCACGAAGAACAUGCGCGUCGACUGGCGCCGUGGCGCUGCUUGGUUCGAGGCCCAGCUCAUCGAUCAUGACGUUGCUCUCAACUACGGCAACUGGGCGUAUGUCGCUGGCGUCGGCGCCGAUCCUCGCCCGGAUCGCUACUUCAACGUCGCUAAGCAAGCCGCCACCUAUGAUCCCGACGGCGCAUACCAAGCCACCUGGCUCCCACCCGCAGACCGUGCCGCGCCGUCGUACCCGGCCACGCCCAUCAUCGACCUCGCCGCCACCUAUCCGUCCGCCCGCAACCAUCCCGCCGCCCGCCGCAGCGCUCCGCGCAAGGGCCGGGGACGUGCCCGAGGCCGCUACGGCCGCAAGCUGCAAAAGCCCAACAAGCGUACUGUGAAGCGGGCCACUCAGCGCGCCGCCCAACUCUCAGAUUGA